This is a messenger RNA of Danio rerio (zebrafish), 1556 nucleotides long. RefSeq names its product tetraspanin 4b (gene tspan4b). The record is from RefSeq and is marked predicted. Lineage: Eukaryota; Metazoa; Chordata; Actinopteri; Cypriniformes; Danionidae. Gene Ontology annotation, cellular component: membrane.
GAUAGAAACGAUAGAAUGCCAAAGAGAACCAGGAAUUAGCAAUUAAGACUAAGAGAAGAGACUAAAACCCAAACAAAUACUCUGAUUUUGUUUGUGUUACCAAAAAAAAUAAAUAUAUUGGAACUUCAAGAGGAUUCCAGAAGAUAAAUGACAGGAGUCUGAAUGAAUUAUACAACAAAGAAAAAAAGUUUGUGAAGAAUUUUGUAUCCCACGAAAACUCCAAGACUGAUAUUUCAUCACUUCAAAGAAGGCUUUAUGUUUUUUUUGCACCUUAUGAAGACUUAACAACUACUAAAAGAACUGGAGGAAUCACGUCUGUGAUGGGGAUGAUAAUGUCGAUGAAGAAAUAAAGCAAGAUCUCAUGAAAUUUAUCAGAACAAAACAACAAACUGACAAUACCGGAAGCUUUGCAUUCAGGACUAAGUGAAAACUCAACUCGGGAAGGUUUUUUGAAUUGCCUGUCAGUCAUUUUAUCGGUCUCCAUCUAAAUCAAGAAUGUCUGUCUCACGAGGUUGCCUCUGCUGCGUGAAGUACCUCAUGUUUGUCUUCAACCUCAUCUUUUGGUUAGGAGGAUGUGGUUUAUUUGGUGUUGGAGUUUGGCUCGCCUUCACACAAUCAGAGUUUUCAUCUCUACCACUGUCCUUCCCUUCACUCUCUGCUGCCAACCUACUGCUCAUUGCUGGGGGCGUUACCAUGGUGACAGGAUUUCUGGGAUGCCUCGGUGCUCUAAAAGAGCAAAAGUGUCUGUUGUUGACGUUUUUUGUGAUCCUCUUGAUUCUAGUCCUGACAGAAGUUGUGCUGAUUUUGGUUUUGAGUUUAUAUCACGAAGAGCUGGACAAAAAAGCCAAGGAUGACCUAAGAGAAGGAAUGAAAGGCUACAGCAAAAAUGACGGACUGCGGAAAUCCUGGGAUAACAUGCAGAUGAUUUUCAAGUGCUGUGGCGUGAGCAACCACACCGACUGGCACAACAAAACAACCGAUGGCAAACUCCCUGGGUCCUGCUGCAGUAACGAUCCUUCAAGCUGUCGUCACUGGGAAGAGCCAUGCUAUGAGAAAGCCAAGCAGUGGCUCCUGACUAACAUCACCUCAGUGCUUGGUUUUGGAGUUUGCAUUGGAAUCGUCCAGCUUCUUGCUUUGGUGUUCUCCAUGCUGAUGUACUGCCAGAUCCUCAGAGCAGAAAAAUACAUGGACUGACCCCUGCUGAUGAAAAAAAUCAAUUCUGAAUGUUUAAGUGGACUUACUAGAGAACUGGCCUAUUAGAGAAACUGGGCAAGAUAUGCACAUUAACAUAAGUUAGAGUGCUGCACUUAGGAAAAUGAACCUUUACCAAAAAAAAAAGAGAGGCUAAAGAAUUUAUUUGUACUAAUGAAGAUCACAUGAACAUAAAUUGAAUGUAUACUUUAGGUAGAAAAUGAGGUAAAUCCUAGUAUUAUUGCACUCUUUGUUAAAUACCCUUUGUAACUGCUCACAGUGAACUUGCAAUCAAAGUAAAUUUCCAGUACAUGUUUAAAAUAUGAUGAUUUGUUAUAUUAAACCCGUUACAUGUAUAUUAUUAA